Molecule: messenger RNA, 1908 nt
Organism: Pollicipes pollicipes
Lineage: Eukaryota; Metazoa; Arthropoda; Thecostraca; Pollicipedomorpha; Pollicipedidae
Product: phenoloxidase-activating factor 3
Biological process (GO): proteolysis
Molecular function (GO): serine-type endopeptidase activity
Source: RefSeq, a predicted model, not a curated record
CUCAGUUCAAGGCUGUGCUUCUCGCAAGGCGCCACGCCGGAGACCGUGGCACGGCUGGCAUCACAUCGCGGGCAUAUUGUUAGCUGGCCACGAAUCCCUUGACAGUAAUCCAUAUCGAGUUCGACAGGUGCGUCGCUCACCGACUAACACCUGCAAGGGCUUUCAGGAUGGACUUCGUCACCAACGUGGGCCCGAAUGCGUUGCGUUUGAUGCGCGGUGUGUUGUCCAGCGGGGGCGUGUGGCCGGCGGUGACCCUGCUUCUUCUCGUCGGCUGCGGACUGGGCGCAGAGGCGCAGCAAGAGCAAGGGUCCACCUGUACGGUGGAUGAGGCCGGCACACGCGGCGUGUGUCGGUCGGUCCAGGACUGCCCCCCGCUGCUACAGCUGGUCUCGCAGAUCAGGAGGGGCGUCGACACCGACGGCCGGGCGGUCGCCGAGCUACGCGCGCUGGCCGCCAAGUGUCCGUUUAGUGGCGGCCGACAGCAGCUGUGCUGCCAGGACGAGCCGACCCGUCGACCUGAAGACACUGAGAUCAUCCGUCUGCCGUCGGAGGACGUGUGCGGCGUAGCGGCAUUCACGGGCAACGUCAUCAACGGCAGGGACGUCGGCAUCGGCGAGCACCCUUGGAUCGUGUCGAUCCAGUAUAGCGGCGUCACGCCCGAAGGACUGCGGCACGCGUGCGGCGGCUCUCUCAUCACCAAGCGACACGUGCUGACGGCGGCACACUGUGUCGCCUUCCUGGACAACCCCGACAUCACACCACCGGAUGGAGAACUUCACUCCGGUGCUCCAAGGGGCUUUAGUGCCCGUGCAGUCGCCCGAAGUCUGUAGCAGGGCGUUCAACAUCAGCGUCGCCUUCGAGAACAGGAUCUGCGCCGGCGGAGGACCGAAAGGCUCCGACACGUGCUCCGGGGACUCCGGCGGACCGCUGCUGGCGGCUGCGCGCAGCCGGUUCUUCCAGACGGGCAUCUCGUCGUUCGGGGCGCAGUUCUGCGGCCUGAGCGCGGCCGCCUACACGCGAGUGGUCGACUACAUCGACUGGAUACAGCAGGCGAUCGCCACUAACUGACACGACGGCAGCCGCGGCGUCCCCAGUCUUUGUUCCCUGCCUAUUGGAGUAUAUAUGGCCGUAUUGGAGGGGCUUCGGAAGAUUUCCCGCAGCGCUGCAGCGGACAAGAGUGCUCUCAGUCUGCUCAAUAAACACAUAAAAUCUCCAUGCGUUACCGAGGCAUUUAAAAGUCUGAGGCAUCCAGGGCCUGUCGUUUUGUGCGGUGGUUGGGCUUUCUCUCACUAUUUCACGAGGAAGGUGAAUAAUGUAGUACAUGAUGAUAUCUAAUUAUGUAGUGAUAUAACUCACCAAUAAGUGAAUAAUAUGUUUUUGUUGGUUGGCUAUGCGCCAUGAAAGUGAACUUGCAACAAAUCAGAAAAGACAACUAGCCUUUAAAUCUGCCAAACUUCACCAUAUCAUGCCUAACUCCAAAACAGAUACGUCAAAUCUAUCUAUCACUGACGGCAACAUGAUGUGGGGUAUGAGUCAUUACCAACGUUGUUGCUUAUGUUGUAACCUUUUUCAUGCCAGCCCUGAUUUGGCAUACAGGUAGACUGCAUCUGUACUUAGAUCCCUUCAACCUCUUAAACCCUGCGGUCUCAAAACCUAAGCACCGAUUUGUUAGGAAUUCUCGUAAAAAAACGCCUUCUCAUGGUAUAAUAAUCUACCAAAAACUAAAAGAUCAGCGAAGUGCUGGUGCGGCAAAAGCAAGAAAUAAAUGAAAGGCAAGCAACCGGAAAGGCAAGGUCUCGCGUCGCCCAACAUAAUACAGUUUGCGUAAAGUGGAGCUUUUACUUUUUUGUUUCCUUGGUCCCAUGAUUGCGCGCCGGAACACAUGAACAUAUCCUCACGUUCUAUACC